This is a messenger RNA of Triticum dicoccoides, 6674 nucleotides long. RefSeq names its product beta-galactosidase 11-like. Gene Ontology annotation, biological process: carbohydrate metabolic process. Bases 3873 to 6476 code for a protein of 867 amino acids. The transcript is spliced from 13 exons. Lineage: Eukaryota; Viridiplantae; Streptophyta; Magnoliopsida; Poales; Poaceae. The record is from RefSeq and is a predicted model, not a curated record. Gene Ontology annotation, molecular function: carbohydrate binding; hydrolase activity, hydrolyzing O-glycosyl compounds.
GUUCGCGGGCGGCGGCCUUUGUCUUAGCUGGGGAAGGGAUUGGAAGGGGUUGGCCGAGGCGGCGGAGGGAACGGGGAGCUCCUCGCCGCUCGCUGGUGAUUAGUGGCAGGUCGGCCAGGCGAAGACGGCGCCCGGCGAGUCACCCCACAAGCGGGGUUUGUUCGCGGGAGGCGUGCUUCACAGGGAGGGCCGCAGGCAAGAGAGGUGUUGGUCUGGAGAGGAGCUCGGCCGUAGCUACCCCUUCGUGCUCGCCACCAGCAAGCGCCGUCGAUGGGUGAUGUAGUAUUCGCCGGAGCCGGUGGGGCGCAAGAGAUGAUUGUGGAUUUUUCCCAACGAAGAUAAUGGAGAUAUGGGAACCAGCCUUGGAUCCGCGGAAGCAUUUCUCACAGGAUGAUAUCCAGAAUAUAAGGAUUCAAUAUAUGAAUCAACUAUUCUUUUGGAAGAAAAACACCGCAGACAAGAGGCUUGUCACUGAUUUCAACCUACAGGGUGAUUUCGUCGACAAUCCUGCAUGAUAGCUUUGGUUUCUCUAUGUAUUUUGGGCCUGUUGGACGUAUAUCAAGAGAAAGAGAGUUCGCCUACUUUUUUUCCGAUGUCUCACAAAGAACUUUUUUUUAACACCACAAAGAACAUUGUUAGUGGAGGGGGAUAGGGGGGAGUUUUGUCUUGGACGUACAAACACCUCACGCCCGUUGUAAAUGGGGGAGUUUUGUCUCGGAUGUGCAGACACCUCAUGCCUGUUGUAAAUGGGGAAGUUUUGUCUUGGAUAUACAGACAAGCCCUUUUUUGUGCCAUGCGCGUGCGUUGAACAGCGAUGACGGCAUGGUUGUUGCCGGAUAUGUCAAUUCUAUUUUUGUUUGUUCGCGUUAUAUUGACUUUUUUAGCAGUAGUGCUUUCUGAAUUUAGUGCUCAUGGAUCAUUGACUGUUUGGCUGGCCAGGGAGGAGCUAUGUUUUUCUUCAUAGCAUUUUUCUGUUUCUCCUGUUUUUUGUUCAACUUUUGCACGACGCCAUCUUUUUUUUGUUCUUUUGGUAACAUAGGCUCUUACAGGUCAAGCUACAAGCCAAGAAGUAACAAAAGCAAACAAAUUCUGCAUAUGCCCAUCAGUUUUCAAUCGCCCGUGCAAGCAUUUUUGUUUUGGUUCAGCAUAGAUACCAACAAUUUUUUCUCUUCUUUUUUCAAGUUUUCCCAUUCAACAUUUCUCGAAAAAAAUUGUAAACCUUUCUGUCAAUCUUUUUUGCUUUAUCUUUUUUCUGAAGUUUAUACAAUGACUGAUAAAAUAGUAUCUUUUGUUACUUUUUUUUCAUUCUUGCAGGUACAAGCAAAGAAAAUCAGAGUUGCAGGUCAGGAGCUUUUUCAUUUUCAUCAUUUUCAUUUUGAAGCUGGAUAUUUUCUCGAGGAUGCUGCUGCAUUCUCUCACUGCUGCAGUUGCAAACCGACAUCAGUAGUUAAGUUCCUGGUGAUGAUGUCUUAGCUUUUCUUCCUCUCAACGUUCUGUUGCCCUGCAUAUAAGUUCCACAUCUUUUGUCCUUUUUUCCGAUUUUAUUUUAUUCUUUCCACCCUACCUCAAGUCUUGGUGUGUUGGUUGACGUGUCGGUGUUUUCCAAUACUUGAGCCACCUCUGUUUGUGGUAAAUGUACCAGAGCUUCACCCUCAUUACCUGCUUGACCGAUGUCACUAACAUACGAGCACGACUCCUGCCCCUGCACACGAGUUUGCACAAAGUUUAUCUCAUUUUUUCCCUUAGCAUGUGUUUUUUUUUUGUUUUUAAAAAUCAAUUUUAAAUGUUUCGCGCACCUGGGCAUUGAUGCUGUGAGAGCCUCUAUUUAGGUCAAUAUAACCCCGCAACAGCACAACAUAAGAGAAGUUUGGCUUUUUCAUCAUCGUCAAUAUUUCUGUCGGUUUCCAGACGUAAUUUGCAAGGCAUAAAAAUUAAGCAAAAAAUAAGAAGCAUUUUUUUCAUCCAUUUUUUGCACCUGCAUGAAUAUAGUUUCUUGGCUUCCAAGGCAUUGAUCCUGGAUAUCCUCAUUCCCACUGUCAUUCACCUAUAAAAUUCAGUCUCUUGUAAAUACAAUAUGAACUCAAAAACAAAUAUGUGAGCAACAAGCAUCAAGCAUGGAAAUUGCAGAUCAUGUCUCUUUUGAGUCUUCUUUCUUCAGUCUUUAGGAAGUGUUUGUUUCUUCAGUCUUUAGGAAGUGUUUGUUUCUUCAGUCUUCUUUUCUCUGCCUUCAGUCCUUCACUUUCCAGUGUUUCUUGAGUCAUCUUACUAUUCAACCACCAUUCUGUCUUGUUUAUUCAACCCUCUUUUCUCUCUAUCUCUAGUUCUUCAGUUUUCCGUCUCUUUAGAAUCUUUGUUUCAGUGUUUCUGUAGUCUAGUCUUCAGUUUUCAGUACCUUUAUAUAAUUUUGUUUCAGUCAUUAGUGUUUCUUUUAUUCUUUUAGUUUUCAUUACCUAUUAAUCUGACCUCAGCUCAAUCUCUUUAAUCAGUACUCGUGCUAGUAUUUCCUUAGUCUGUGAGCCUGCAUCAUUGUUCAGUCACACUAAAUUUUGUCAAUUUUCUAUAGUUAAUAAUUCAGUUAUCAGUUUCUUUUAAAUUUUUGUCAAUUGUGAUCCUUCCUCACCUAAGUUCUUCAGUUUGUUUCUUAGUCUAUGAGCUUGCAUCAUUGUUCAGUCUAUCAGUCUAUAAGUCCCUAGUGCUUACUCACUCUGUCAUUUUCCAGUAAGUCCCUGCUCAUUUUCUAGCUUUUUUCUGUACCUGUAGGGGUUGGUGUCAUUUUCUUCAGUUAUGUUACUAGUUUCAGUGUUGGGUGUCGUUUUCUUCAGUUUUGUGUGUUACCAGUUACCACAUAGGUAGGUUAGUUAGUAUUCAUUGUUCAUUCUUAAUUUAGUAUUCAUUGUUUCGAUCGUAAGUCCAACACAGCCUACAAGCACUAAGAUUUAGUUAUGCUUGUCUAGACGGUUUUCUUAUUUAUGAGUGUUCAGACCUUCAGUUGCUCCAGUCCAUGUUAAGUCUUCUCAAAUAAAGCUCUCAAUCAUAGUUUCUAGUUUGUCAAGAAAUCCCAGCUAGUUUAGCAAGUUUGUUCAUACAGUUUUCAGUUUAUCUGCAUUUUGUCAUUUCACUACUUUAGCCUCAUAUUUAUUUCUUCACGUCAUUUUUUCGAGAUCAGAUCCAUGCUGGAAAUGGGUCGAAUGGGGCGUCAGUGGUAUCGAAUCCCACCAUGAUCAGAUACAUGCUUUUGAAGCUCAGAGAUACAACUCUCAGAGCAAGAUAAUAUUUUAUGGAUCUGCGCCAACAAGCCUACCGACACCUGUGUCGCUUCCAACGGCUCUAGCAGCCAAGGAAUGGCCUGUUUUGCGGGGCCGGGAUUUAAGAUAGAGCUUUUAGAAGAUCAUUGCUCUCGGACGCUAUUCCAUCUUGAGCACAAGUAGCAUCAGUGAUCGGAGGCGAUGGUCAUAGCAAAGCACGUCCGGAGCUCCUCCACGCAGUGUCUUCCGUCGCCGGCUCAAGGUGGAAGUCGUAGCACCGGCGGAGGUGACCGUGACGGCGUGACGAUGCCCGUUCAAGGCUACUGAAGCACGGCAUGCAACAACCCCGCCGCAAACAAUGCCGAUCCACGGCUGAUCCAGUCAGAAAAAAACCCGCCCCGCCUAAAACCACCACCAAGAAGCUCCGCACCCGCACACGCGCGGGCCGCCGAGGCCAACCGUUUCGUGGGUGAUGCUGAUGCGUGGACGGACGGAGGGCAUGGCGCGCGCGCAUGUCGCUCCCUGCGCUCCCGCGCGGCCACAGCGCCAUCCCUUUAAACUCAACGCCUCCCUCCUAUUUUAGGACUAGCGGGAGCGCGAACUUGUGGCCCCUAGCUUCCACGCACCAUGUCCCUCCUCCACGUCCGGCUCGCCGCCGCGGCGAUCGCCGUCGUCGCGCUCGUGGCCGGCGGGGACGCCUACCAGCUCACCAAACCAGGCACCGUCAUCUCGUACGACCGCCGCUCGCUCAUGGUGGACGGACAGAGGGACAUCUUCUUCUCUGGCUCCAUCCACUAUCCACGCAGCCCUUUCCACGAGUGGCCCGACCUCAUCGCCAGGGCCAAGGAAGGCGGCCUCAACGUCAUCGAGUCCUACGUCUUCUGGAACGUCCAUGAACCCGAGAUGGGCGUGUACAACUUCGAGGGGAGGUACGACAUGAUCAAGUUCUUCAAGCUGAUCCAGGAGCAUGAGAUGUACGCCAUGGUCCGUAUCGGGCCCUUUGUCCAGGCGGAGUGGAACCAUGGAGGGCUGCCUUACUGGCUCCGGGAGGUCCCCGACAUCAUAUUCCGCACAGACAAUGAGCCUUUCAAGAAGCUCAUGCAGAAGUUUGUCACUCUCGUAGUGAACAAGCUCAAGGAGGCCAAGCUCUUCGCAUCACAAGGAGGCCCUAUCAUUCUAGCGCAGAUCGAGAAUGAGUACCAGCACAUGGAAGCGGCGUUCAAAGAAAACGGCACCAGGUACAUCGAAUGGGCAGCUAAGAUGGCCAUCAGCACCGACAUCGGGGUGCCAUGGAUCAUGUGCAAGCAGACUAAAGCUCCAGCGGACGUGAUUCCUACCUGCAACGGUAGGCACUGCGGAGAUACAUGGCCAGGUCCAGUUGACAAGAACAAACCCCUGUUAUGGACCGAGAACUGGACUGCUCAAUACAGAGUAUUCGGUGAUCCUCCGUCUCAGAGAUCUGCCGAGGACAUUGCGUUUGCCGUGGCGCGGUUCUUCUCGGUGGGGGGCAGCAUGGUGAACUACUACAUGUACCACGGAGGAACAAACUUUGGAAGAACGGGUGCCUCUUUCGUGAUGCCGAGAUACUACGACGAGGCGCCUCUCGACGAAUUCGGUAAAGCAGAGACAGAUGAAUCCUCUCAAACUCUGAAUAUGCUUAACUAUGUUGAUUCAUGGAUGAACGUUUUGGUUGGUCCAGGAAUGUUCAAAGAGCCCAAGUGGGGCCAUCUGAAGGACCUGCACCAUGCUUUGAGGUUGUGCAAGAACGCUCUCCUCUUUGGGACCCCCUCCACGCAGCCAUUGGGCAAGCUCUACGAGGCGCGGGUGUUCGAGAUCCCGGAGCAGAAGGUGUGCGUGGCGUUCCUGUCCAACCACAACACCAAGGAGGACGGGACGGUGACGUUCCGCGGGCAGAAGUACUUCGUGCCCCGGCGGUCUGUCAGCAUCCUGGGCGACUGCAAGACGGUGGUGUUCAGCACGCAAUACGUGAACGCGCAGCACAACCAGCGCACCUUCCACUUCACGGACCAGACGGUGCAGAACAAUGUGUGGGAGAUGUACACGGAGGGGGACCAGGUGCCCACCUACAAGUUCAGCACCGACCGGAGCGAGAAGCCCCUCGAGGCCUACAACAUGACCAAGGACAAGACCGACUACCUCUGGUACACAACCAGCUUCCUGCUGGACCCUGAGGACCUGCCGUCCAGGCUAGACAUCAAGCCGGUGCUGGAGGCGAGCAGCCAUGGGCACGCCAUGGUGGCGUUCGUCAACAAGAAGUUAGUCGGCUGCGGCCAUGGCACAAAGAUGAACAAGGCCUUCAGCCUGGAGAAGCCCAUCGAUGUCAAGGUCGGCAUCAACCACAUCUCCAUCCUGUCCAGCACGCUGGGGUUGCAGGACAGCGGGUCCUACCUGGAGCGCCGGCAGGCCGGCGUGCACUCGGUCACCAUCCAGGGCCUCAACACGGGGACGCUGGACCUCACCAGCAACGGGUGGGGUCACAUCGUGGGCCUGGACGGCGAGCGCAAGCAGGCUUUCACGGAAAAGGGCGGCGAGGUGCAGUGGCAACCCGCGGUGUUCGACAAGCCGCUCACGUGGUACCGGCGGCGCUUCGACAUGCCCAGCGGGGAGGACCCCGUGGUGAUCGACAUGAACCCGAUGGGCAAGGGCAUCCUGUUCGUCAACGGCGAAGGGCUGGGGCGAUACUGGAGCUCGUACAAGCACGCGCUGGGGCGGCCGUCGCAGUACCUGUACCACGUGCCGCGGUGCUUCCUGAAGCCGACGGGGAACGUGCUGACCAUCUUCGAGGAGGAAGGCGGGCGGCCGGACGCCAUCAUGAUCCUGACGGUGAAGCGCGACAACAUCUGCAGCUUCAUCUCGGAGACCAACCCCGGGCACGUGCGGUCGUGGGAGACCAAGGACAGCCAGCUGACGAUGGUGGCGGACGACCUGAAGCCGCGGGCGGUGCUGACGUGCCCGGAGAAGAAGAUGAUCCAGCAGGUGGUGUUCGCCAGCUACGGGAACCCGCUGGGGAUCUGCGGCAACUACACGUUUGGCAACUGCCACACGCCCAAGGCCAAGGAGAUUGUGGAGAAGGCGUGCGUGGGGAAGAGGAGCUGCGUGCUGGCCGUGUCGCACGAGGUGUACGGCGGGGACCUCAACUGCCCGGGCACCACGGCCACGCUGGCCGUGCAGGCAAAGUGCUCCAAGAGGCAGAGGACCGCCGAGCAAUAAGUAACCUAAGCUCACAUAUGUACUGCUAUGUAGAUGAUCUCAUCACCUUGACCUUUUUGCCUUUUUCAUGCUUGUUGUUUGGGAUACAUGUUGUACUCAGGUUGUUGAUUCCUGUGAAUUGUUGUAGGAGUAGAUGGAGCGCUGAGAUGAGAAGCAACAUGGAUGGAAAUCAAUCGAUCCAUUUGAUUUGCUGAAUAA